GGCCCACGUGACCGCGGGGCGGGGCGCGGGGCCGACCCGGGCUGGGAGCGCCGGAGCCAUGGCCGGCUUGGUGGACUUCCAGGAUGAGGAGCAGGUCAAGUCGUUUUUAGAGAACAUGGAGGUGGAGUGCAACUACCAGUGCUACCGCGAGAAGGACCCGGACGGUUGCUAUCGGCUGGUGGACUAUUUGGAAGGGAUCCAGAAGAAUUUUGAUGAGGCUGCCAAGGUGCUGAAGUUCAACUGUGAAGAAUACAAGCACAGCGAUAGCUGCUACAAACUGGGCUCCUAUUAUGUGACUGGGAAAGGUGGACUGACGCAGGACCUGCGAGCUGCCUCCAGCUGCUUUCUGAUGGCGUGUGAGAAGCCUGGGAAGAAGUCUGUGGAAGCAUGCCACAACGUUGGUCUCCUGGCACACGAUGGACAGGUCAACGAGGAUGGCCAACCUGACCUGGGCAAGGCCAGGGACUACUACACGAGGGCCUGUGACGGUGGCUACGCCGCCAGCUGCUUCAACCUCAGUGCCAUGUUCUUGCAGGGUGCCCCUGGCUUCCCUAAGGACAUGGGCCUGGCGUGUAAAUACUCGCUGAAAGCCUGCGACCUGGGUCACGUCUGGGCCUGUGCCAAUGCCAGCCGCAUGUACAAGCUGGGGGAUGGGGUCGAUAAAGACGAGGCCAAGGCCGAGCUGCUAAAAGAUCGGGCCCGGCAGCUGCACAAAGAACAGCAGAAAAAUGUCCAGCCCCUAACUUUUGGGUAAUGUGGCCCAGCCUCCCUGCCAGAUGACAGACAGCUUGAGGCCAGCACCUCCUGUUUCUGAGCCUGAUGCAGCCCUUGAAGGUCACCCUGCUGGAGCGGGAAGACUUGGGACUUGAUAUCGGUAGCUCUGUUUACAUAGAGUCAUUGCCCCAGAGUGGCAUCUACUGGAUUGGAGCCUGCGAGGUUUAUUUCAGUCACUAUUGCUGUAUCUGUGAAGACACACACAUUAGGGGAUCUUGGUUUUCAAUCUCUUGCAACUUUGAAAAAUAGGAGCCCAAAAAGCCAUAAAGAUUGGGGUGGGGUGGGAGGAGGGGAGCAAUGGCAGGUGGUUGGGAAAAUUAGCAGCCACAGGGCCCAAGGGAAUCAGCCAAGUCAUCGUCAAUCUUAUUAUUUUAGUCAGGAGUGCUUGAAAAUCAGAAAAGGGGCCAGUGUUGUGAUAUAGUGGGUAAACCGCCUGCAGUGCUGGCAGCCCUUAUGGGUGCUGGUUCAAGUCCUGGCUGCUCCACUUCCAGCUCCCUGCUGAUGUGCCUGGGAAAGCAGUGGAAGAUGGCCCAAAUGCAUGUGUCCUGGUACCACCUGGGAGACUGGGAAGAAUAAUGAUUGGUGUGGAUAUGCUUUUUGCCCCUAGUGGCAGAUCUUUGAAUUCAUAGGCAAUGUCCAGCUUAAUGGAUGAUAUCCUUCAGGUUGCUGAAGAAGAUGAAACCCAGCCUAAUUCAGUUAAAAAUUAGCAUCUCCAGUGCUUGGCUGGCCCUGCUCAGCAUCUGGAGGGAGCAGAUCCCCAAGGCAGCUGUAGCUGGGAUUUGCAAGCAAGGACUUGGUGACAUAUUUUGUCCCCUGGGACUAAAGCUUUUUUUCCUUCUGAUUUUCAAGCCCUUCCAAUUAAAAUAAUAAUCUCUGUGAAUAAACUUAUCUGACAGAUUUAUAGUUUGUAUUAUUAGCAUUCUCUCCAGGGUCCAGGUAGUUUUUGUGGUGGGUGUGCCUUUCCUGUUAAGAAAAUUUGCUUUUUUGGUUUUCCCCCUAACUUGUCACCAGGGGGCGAGCUUGUCAUUUUCCUGCUGAUAGUGGGACCAUUAUAUCAAUCACCUCCUACUUUGAGCUUCCGGUUUUGCAGCUGUUCUACCAGGAAAUCUUGCUGGGUGAGGGUUUUUAAGCACAGUCGGCUAGCUUCUUCAUUUGGUAAAGGAGAGGGACUUUCCCAGGUACACAAAGGAGGUGAUAAAAGGAAUAAAACUUUUUUAAAAAUGUAAAGAAGCUUUUGGUGUGCUUAAAAUAAACUGCAGGCCUAUAAACACUGAAAAGGUGUUCAACAUCAGCAAUCAUUUGAGAAAAGUGAAUCAAAACCACAGUAAACCCUUAAAAUGCAACAAUAAUAAAACAACCUAAUUUAACAAUGGGCCAGGGAAGCAGGCGUUGUGGUGCUGUAGGUUAAGCCACUGCUUGUGAUGCCUGUAUCUCAUAUUGGAAUGUUGGUUCCAGUCCCAGCUACUCCACUUCCAAUCCAACUUCUUGCUAAUGUGCCUGAGAAGUCUCAGGUGGUGGCUCAAGUACUUGUGUGCCUACCACCCAAGCAGGAGACCUGAUGGAGUUCUAGGCUCCUGGCUUUUGCCUGGCCCAACCCCAACUAUUGCCAUCAAUUGAUGGGUGAACCAGCAGAUGGAAGAUUUCUGACUCUCUCUGUUUCUGACACAAAUAAGUAAAUAAAUCUUUUUUAAAAUGUGCCAGGAAUGAACAUUUGACCUAGCAGUUAAACCACCAGUUAGGACACCCACAUCCCGUAUCGGAGAGCCUGAAUUCGAAACAUGUCUCCAGCUCAUGAUUCCAGCAGCUUCCUGCUAAUGCAGCCCAGAGAGACAGCAGUGAUAAUUCAAAUAAUUGGGUUCCUGUCACCCACAUAGGAGACCUGGAUUGAGUGCCUGGCUCCUACCUUUAGCCCAGCCACUGACUGUUGUGGGCAUUUAUUUUAUUUUUAUUUAUUUUUGUUGUGGGCGAUUAGAAAGUAAGUCGGGUUUGGGAGCUCUGUCUCUCAAAAAAAAUUUUUUUUAAAAGAUUUAUUUUAUUUAUUUGAAAGAGUUACAGAGAGAAGUAGAGACAGAGAGGUCUUCUAUCCACUGGUUCACUCCCCAGAUGGCCGCAAUGGCUGGAGCUGCACCGAUCCGAAGGCAAGAGCCAGGAACUUCUUCUGGAUCUCCCAAGUGGGUGCAGGGGCCCAAGGACUUGGGCCAUUUUCUACUGCUAUCCCAGGCCAGGCCAUAGCAGAGAGCUGGAUCAAAAGAGGAGCAGCUGGGACUCGAACCAGUGCCCAUAUAGGAUGCCGGCGCUUCGGGCCAGGCCUUUAACUUGCUGUGCCACAGCGCCAGCCCCUCAAAAAAAAAUUUUUUUUUUAAAUGGGCCAGGCUGGCGCCGCGGCGCACUAGGCUAAUCUUCCGCCUGUGGUGCUGGCACACUGGGUUCUAGUCCCGGUCGGGGCUCUGGAUUCUGUCCCGGUUGCCCCUCUUCCAGGCCAGCUCUCUGCUGUGGCCAGGGAGUGCAGUGGAGGAUGGCCCAAGUGCUUGGGCCCUGCACCCCAUGGGAGACCAAGAUAAGCACCUGGCUCCUGCCAUCGGAUCAGCGUGGCGUGGCAGCCAUUGGAGGGUGAACCAACGGCAAAGGAAGACCUUUCUCUCUCUCUCUCUCACUGUCCACUCUGCCUGUCAAAAAAAUAAAAUAAAAAAUUUAAAAAAUGGGCCAAAGACCUUAACAGACACCUCACAAAGGAAGAAAGAUAGCUGGCAAAUAAGCACAUGAAAAGAUCCCCAUGUAACAUGUCCACAGGGAAGGGCAAGUUAGCAAGUCUACAGCCAUCUGGAAGCUGAAAUCCAGAACACUGACAUGAAAUCCAGGUAAGAUGUGGAGCAGCAGGAACCCUCACUGUUGCUCGCAGGAACACAAGCUAGUACAGCCACGUCGGGAGAGUGGUUUCUACACAUGCUCCUACCGUUGGGUCCUGCAGUCUUGCUCCUUGGUAUUUCCCCAGAGCAACUGAAAAUGUUCAUACGAGAGCCAGCAUGUGGAUGCUUGCCGCGGUUCUGUUUAUCAUUGCCGGAAAAAGCAACCAUGAUGUCCUUUAGUCGGUGGAUGGAUAAAUAAACUGGUACAGCUGGACAGUGGAGUACAACUCAAUGCUAAAAGAAACGCACUGUCAGGCCAUGAAAAGUGGUGAAGGCUCAGUAAAUCAAUAAUAGUAUCAAGUGGACAGAGAAUCUGGAAAGUCUACAUGUGUUACGUGUUUUGUGGUUACAACUCCAUGACACUGGUAUCUGUUCUGAAAAGGGUUAAACAUUGUGGACAGUGGAAAGAUGAGGAGUUGGGAGGAAAGGAUGAAUUGUUGGAGCACACAGGGUUUUUAGGGCACUGAAUCUAUGAUACUUUACUGGCGAAUACCUGGCAUUAUGUAUUUCUCCAAACCCCUAAAUGUAUAACAGCAAGAGUGAAAGCUCAUAAACUAUGAGCUUUGAAUGGUAAUGAUGUGUCUGUGUAGGUUCACAAAUUACAUCAAGGACACCCUGUGGUGGGGGAUGUGGAUAGUGGGGGCCAUAUAUAUGUGAGGGCAGGAGAUAACACGGGAGCUCAGUUUUGCCGUGAACGUGAGAUUGCUGUAAAAAUUAAAAUCUGAGGCCUGUAUUGUGGCCCAGAGGGUUAAGCCACUGCCUGCAAUGCCAGUGUUUCAGUGGAGCAUGGGGUUGAGUUCUGGCUACUCUGCUUCUGAUACAGCUCCUUGCUAAUGUGCCUGGGAAAGCAGCAGAAGAUGGCUCAAGUGCUUGGGCCCCUGCCACCCGCAUGGGAGACCCAGAUGGAGUUCUGAGCUCCUGACUUUGGCCUGGUCCAGCCCUGGUAACUGUGGCCAUUUGGGGAAUGAAUCAGCAGAUGAAAGAUCUUUUUCUCUGUCCUUGUUUAUUGCUGUUUCAAAAUAAAUACUAAAAGCACUUUUAAAAGUCUUUGCAAAUAAAACCUCAGUGAGAUACUGCCUUAGACCCUAUGGGGUAGCUGCCAUUGAAACAAAUUUUCUAGAAUAUAAAGAAAUUGGAGCCCUUGUGCACUGUUGGUGCGAAUUUAAAAUCAUGAAGUUGUUGUGAGAAGCAGUGGCAGUUCCUCAAAAACUUAAAAAUAGAAUUGCCAUCUGAUCCAGCAGUUCCACUCCUGGGUGUAUAUCCAAAGCGAGUGAAAGAGUCUCCAAAAGGGAUUUGUACAUCCGCGAUCACAGCAGCAUUUCUCACGAUAGCAAAGGUGACUAGAUAAACAAAGUGUGGUAUAAAUGUACAAUGCCAGUGCUAAUCAGUCUUGAAUUGAAAAUUCUGACAUCUGCUACAACAUGGUUGAAUCUUGAAGAUUUGCCCAGUGAAAUAAGCCGGUUACAAAACGACAUGCUCUGGCCGGCGCCGCGGCUCACUAGGCUAAUCCUCCGCCUUGUGGCGCCGGCACACCGGGUUCUAGUCCCGGUCAGGGUGCCGGAUUCUGUCCCGGUUGCCCCUCUUCCAGGCCAGCUCUCUGCUGUGGCCAGGGAGUGCAGUGGAGGACGGCCCAAGUGCUUGGGCCCUGCACCCCAUGGGAGACCAGGAGAAGUACCUGGCUCCUGCCAUCGGAUCAGCACGGUGCGCCGGCCACGGCGGCCAUUGGAGGGUGAACCAACGGCAAAGGAAGACCUUUCUCUCUGUCUCUCUCUCUCACUGUCCACUCUGCCUGUCAAAAAACAAACAAACAGCAACAACAACAAAAAACAACAAUGACAUACUCUAUACAAGCGAUCUAGAUUCAUUUGUGAGUUUGUGAGUUUUACAUGAACCUAGAAAGCAGAGUGGUGGCAAGGGGUGAAUGGGAGCUGGUUGAUGGGUACUGGGUUUCAGAGCUGUAAGGUGGAAAACCAAAGAUCGUACUACAAUGUGAAUAUACUUAACGUUGCUGAAUGGUACAUGUGGAAAUGGUUAAGGUGGUAAGCUUUAUAUUAAGUGUAUUUUACUACAUUUUAAAAAAACCUAAACAUUUACUGCUUUAAAAGAUGCAAGGUUUGAAGUUUUGGGUGAGAAAAGUAAUAUGUUCCCAUGAAAUGCAAUUUGGAGCAUAGGAAAAACCAUUUACUCCUUAUUUCACCACCUCUGGUAUUCUUUAGCACCUGGUGUUCUUGUUCAAUUUUUUUUCCCCCUCUCUUUUAUUUUCCCUUUACUUGAAGGACAGAGACAGGGAGGGAGGGAGAGAGAGAGAGAGAGAGAGAGAGAUCUUCCAUCUGCUGGUUCAUUUCUAUUUAUCAAAUGCCUGCAAGAACUGAGGCUGGGCCAAAGCCAGGUUCUGGGCUCUGGGCUUUGGCCCAGCCCCCAGUCCAGAUCUCCUACAUGAGUAGCAGGAACCCAAGUACUUGAGCCAUCAUCUGCUGCCUCUCAGAAUAUGCGUUAGCAGGAAGCUGAUAAAGGCGCCAUGAUAAGGGCUGUAGAUGCGCCACACAACACUCACCCCAGUAGUGGUCAUGUUUAAUUGGUUUUUAUUUUUUUUAAGACACAUCUCAAUUCAAUCAUGGAUGUUGUAAUUUUGAAGAAUUAGGUUUGCUUGAUUUUUGGGUGAUGAAUGUGCUGGGUUAUUGCUUUAUGAACCAGUUCUACCUGGGGCCUACGGGACCUGCCUUCCCUAGUCCCGUGUGGAGAUGGGGCCGGGAACAAUGGAGUGAGCAUUAGCGUGUCCGAAUGUUACGUCUCACAAAGGGCAGAGUGGCUGACUGUCCAGGAAGGCCCCAGAGCAGUUCCUGUGAUGAGAGCCAGCACCAUGCACGUCUCACUUUUGUGCGGUUUUUAAGGCAAGGUUUGAAAAUGGGGUUUCAGACUCUCACAGCAAGCAGUGUCAUUCCUGUGUCUGCUGGCCAGCAAGUAGUGGAGUCAUCCUUAGCAACAGUGUCCUACGUUUUCCCUAUACGCCAGGCUUGGGCUGGAUACCAGAAAUUCUGAGAUAGAUGAUCUAAUGAGGUGAUUUGUAACUGACUAGUGGUUUGCAUUCUCACUGAAAACUGUACAAUGCUCAAUGUUGUAAAAAAACAAAAUCAGAGUCCCAGGCAGUGGGAGAAGGCCUAAGGGCACUGGAUUUGGAGUUUAGCUGUGGGUACUGCACUCACUGCAAGGGUUUGAGUGGGGAACGGCUCACCCCAGCACAGAGGAUGAAUUGGAAUGGGAAAGACGAAUUGAAAUGGGAAAGACGGGAGAGGCAAGACCUUUCAGAGACUGCUGCAAAGGUCAAGGUGAAACAAAGGAGUGCAGCUAAGGAGAGGGAGGAGCUGAGAGCUCAGGGCAGCUGAAUAAGCAGAAUUCAGCCGCUAUGGGCCCAGGGUGAGGGGCAGAGGCAAGAAUGAGGUGAAAAGAAAUGGUGGACGGAGGGAGCUAUUUAUACUGAUCUGGAGCCUUUGAGAUGGAGUGGGGACGGGGACAAAAACGUUUUUGAGGUGCUCAGUGCUUCUUUUUAAAUUUAGGGAGAAGUUGCAUUUUUGUUUUAUGCUUUAUGAUACUGCUUGAAAAAUGUUGUGAAGGGCAGCAUGGCAGAGAGAAAAUGUCUAGACUUUGUCCUGCAGACAUGGACAAUUGUGGAUUAGUCAAAGGCAGAUUAAGAGUAUGAGUUUCCGGCCGGCGCCGCGGCUCACUAGGCUAAUCCUCCGCCUUGUGGCGCCGGCACCCCGGGUUUUAGUCCUGGUCGGGGCGCUGGAUUCUGUCCCGGUUGCCCCUCUUCCAGGCCAGCUCCCUGCUGUGGCCAGGGAGUGCAGUGGAGGAUGGCCCAAAUACUUGGGCCCUGCACCCCAUGGGAGACCAGGAGAAGUACCUGGCUCCUGCCAUCGGAUCAGCGCGGUGCGCCGGCCGCGGCGGCCAUUGGAGGGUGAACCAACGGAAAAAGGAAGACCUUUCUCUCUGUCUCUCUCUCACUGUCCUCUCCUGUCAAAAAAAAAAAAAAAAAAAAAAAAAGAGUGAGUUUCCACCACCUAACAACAACAAAAAAUGAGAAACAUUUAAAGAUAAUCAUUUUAUGUUUCUAAAAAGCACGAAGUAAUCACUUUAGGGCAGAAAUUUGAAAUUCUCUUUGCUUCGUAGCAUUCAAUUUUCAGUUGAGGUCUCUUUUCUUUUUAAUCUGAUGUGAGGGUUGGCUGUGGGCACCAGACUCUUCUCAUUUCAUGGGUCUAAAGGUCUUCUCCCAGGUUCCUACUAGAUUUGUGUGUCGCAGGACUGCAUGUUUGGGUUUUGUCACCUCUCAGAUGGGGCUACCAAGGACUUCUCAUAGAGUUGUCAGUAGCUCUCUCCACAGAAUGAUGGAUUUCUAUGGAACUAGACUUUGCAGUUAGAUCAUUGUUGUCUCUCUGAGUGGCAUUGUUAGCUUGUGAGGCUGCGGAUGUGAGUGUGUGUGUGUGCGCACACGUGCGUGCUUGCACGCAUGCCCAGAGCUAUGGCUAAAGUCCUGGCCUGUAGUGUUGGCAUCUUAUAUGGCCUCCAGUUCAAGUCCCAGCUGCUCCAGUUCUGAUCCAGCUCUCUGCUAAUGGCCUAGGAAAGCUUAGUGGAAGAUGGCCCAAGUGCAUGGACCCUGCACCCAUGUGGGAGACCCUGAGGAAGCUCCUGGCUCCUGGCUUUAGAUCAGCAGAGCUCUGGCCAUUGUGGCCAUGUGGGGAGUGAGCCAGCCUUUGGAAGAUAUCUCUCUCUCUCUCUCUCUCUCUCCCUCCCUCCCUCCUUCUGUAACUCUGUCUUUCAAAUAAAUAAAAUAAAUCUUAAAAAAAAAUUAUAAGAAAAGGGGCAGGGAGCUGGGUUGGAAGUGGAGCAGCUGGGAAUCGAACCGGCAUCCCAUAUGAACAGCUUUACCUACUCCACAGCACUGGUCCCAGGCGCAGCAUCUCGGCAGCCUCCUCAACACCCCAACACAAGUCAGGUGCAUCCUCCUCUCUGGACUGUAGGCUGCACUGCUCUUUAAGCUCCUUCCCAGGAAAAGCCCUAACAGAAGCCAGCGUGGCUUAAGUGUGUGAUCCCGCAGCACUCUUUCUCAUGCCUUAUUCUUUUUAAUUUUAAAGUUUGUAUUUAUUUAUUUAUUUGUUUGAAAGGCAGAGAGAGACAAAAAGAGAACUUCCGUCCACUGACUCACUCCCCAGAUGCCCACAGCUGCUAGGCCAGGCAGAAGCCAGAAGCUCCAUCCUGGUCUCCCACGUGGGUGGCAGAGACUCAACUACAUGAGUCUUCAUCUGCUGUUUCCCAGUUAGCAGGAAGCUGGAAUUGGUAGUUGAGCCAGGAUUUGUACCGAGGCACUUUGAUAUGGGAUGUGGGUGUCCCAAGCGGUAUCUUAACCUUUGUGUCAAAUGCCUGCCCCUGUUCUUUUUUUUUUUUUUUUUUUAAUUUUUUGACAGGCAGAGUGGAUAGGGAGAGAGAGACAGAGAGAAAGGUCUUCCUUUUGCCAUUGGUUCACCCUCCAAUGGCCGCCACGGCUGGCGCGCUGCCCCUGGCGCACUGCGCCGAUCUGAAGGCAGGAGCCAGGUGCCUCUCCUGGUCUCCCAUGGGGUGCAGGGCCCAAGUACUUGGGCCAUCCUCCAUUGCACUCCCAGGCCACAGCAGAGAGCUGGCCUGGAAGAGGGGCAACCGGGACAGAAUCCGGUGCCCCGACCGGGACUAGAACCCGGUGUGCCGGCACCGCUAGGUGGAGGAUUAGCCUAGUGAGCCGCGGCGCUGGCCUGCCCCUGUUCUUUUAAAUGAUAUUUUGAAAGAAUGAAGGAAAAGGACCCAAGAGAAUGUCAUCUGCACCCUAAAGUACAUGCUCAGUAACUUAAUACCAACAAAUCAAUAUAAAUGUCCUCAUGGCUAAAGAAUGACAAGUCCCCGGCUGAUGUUAUGGUGCAAGAUUAUCAACAGAUUCAUUCAUUAACACCUGCAGCAACAGCAUCCCAUAUGAGUGCUGAGUGUUGGUGUGAGUCCUGGCUGCUCCACUUCUGAUCCAGCUGUCUGUUAAUGCAUGUGGGAAAGCAGUGGAAGAUGGCCCAAAUGCUUGGGCCCCUGCACCCACGUGGGAGACCCUGGAUGGAGUUCCAGGCUCCUGGCUUCAGCCUGGCCCAGCCCCAGCUAUUGCAGCCUUUUGAGGAGUGAACCAGUGGAUGGAAGAUCUCCCUCUCUUGGUCUGUAACUCUGCCUUUUAAAUAAAUAAAUAAAUAGUUUAAAAAUCCUAAGUCCAAG
Oryctolagus cuniculus (rabbit) is the source of this 9953-nucleotide messenger RNA. RefSeq names its product cytochrome c oxidase assembly factor 7 (gene COA7). Lineage: Eukaryota; Metazoa; Chordata; Mammalia; Lagomorpha; Leporidae. Gene Ontology annotation, molecular function: protein binding. The record is from RefSeq and is a predicted model, not a curated record. Gene Ontology annotation, cellular component: mitochondrial intermembrane space.